AGUUGUUCUCUGAGAAACUGAGUCAACUCGACCGAGCUAAGUGCAUAGAACAAACGCGCCGUGAACCAAUGAAAGCAACAACAAAACCAGUUUUCCAUGUAACCACUCUUCAGUAGUGAGUUGCGUCGGCCGAGCAGCGAAGCGCCAUUCCUUAGCUAUUUGGGUUAGAGGCGUUAAAAAUACCGAAAAACAGUUGUGUUGUAGUGCCGAAGAUGGGCUGUGCCACCGGACUCGUUAAAUACUUCGUCUUUCUCGCCAACCUCGUGUUCGCGUUGGCGGGCUUGGGUCUUGUGAUAAUCGGGGUUUUGUACAAAUUCAACUACAGCGAAGCCACGGACGCCUUGCCCUCGAACUUCGGCGUCGCCCCGAUUCUCUCGAUAAUCAUCGGGGCCAUUGUUUUCGUGACUGCCUUUUUGGGCUGUUGCGGCGCCGUCAAGGAAAGUCCCUGCAUGCUGACCACUUACGCCAUCAUCCUCUUGGUCAUUUUCAUCAUCCAAGUGGCGAUUGGCGUGUACGCCUUUAUUAAAAUCAACGAGGACGAGGCGGAGCCGCGCCGCCUCAUCCACAACAGUCUCGAGAAGACUUUCGACGGCUACGGCCGUGACGUGAAGAAAACCGAGGCUGUCGACGUGAUCCAAAGCUGGUUUCAUUGCUGCGGUCUUGACCGCUACGACCAAAUCAUCUUGCAAAACGGCAGCUUGCCGCAUAGCUGUUGCCGGGAGGGUGUGAGCGUUUGCAGACCCACCAAUUACAAUUCGUUUUACGAUAAGCCCUGCUCGAAGGCACUUAUGGAGUUCUAUCAAAAGAGCUCUCCGAUUAUCGGAGGGGUUGCUAUCGGGAUUGCCGUCAUCGAGAUUAUCGGUGCCGUGUUCGGCUUGUGUCUCUCUAGUUCGAUAAGGAACCAAUACAGAAGAAGCGCAUACUAAGCCUUGCUCUAUUUUUGUUUGUCACUUUCAAAUUCUAAGCUAGUUGUUUUUAUAUUGUAGUUUAAGACGCAUUUAACCAUUCCAUUUGUUACAAAACGUUCGAGUACAAUAAAAGUUUUAGUACGGA
Tribolium castaneum (red flour beetle) is the source of this 1053-nucleotide messenger RNA. RefSeq names its product 23 kDa integral membrane protein. Gene Ontology annotation, cellular component: plasma membrane. Lineage: Eukaryota; Metazoa; Arthropoda; Insecta; Coleoptera; Tenebrionidae. The transcript is spliced from 5 exons. The coding region runs from base 213 to 926 and encodes 237 amino acids. The record is from RefSeq and is a predicted model, not a curated record.